AUAUAACAGAAAGGUUAAUUCAUUGGACAAUUAACUGAGAUAUAAAACUUUUUUUCAAGUGACAGCUUGCCCCAGUCUCCCCACCAUUAUAUUGGUUACCAUACAAAUAUUUAAACAUCUAUAACCAAAACAUGGUGCUAAUACCAUACAGUAGUUUCUGGUAGUGUAGUGUGUCUCUCCUGUGGUUCAGGCAGCCUGUGUCUCUGUAGCAGGCCGCUUCAGUCCAUCUGUCUCAUCUCUGCGAGCAGCCAACAAACACACUCGUACCCCAACGGUGUUAUCAGCCCUGCCCACUAUUUAACUAGAUUUGUUAUUAAGUCAUAGCCAGAUUUUCAUGACAUGACUUUGAAGAGGUUGAAAUGAGAUCAGCCGUGUUUCUCUGAAACCCUCAAAUUUGAGUAAGCCAGGAUUUCCCACAGAGAAUGAAUGAAGAGCUCUUUCAGGAUGAAGAAAGAGCGUAGAGGAGGAAGAUAAGAGAGGAAGACACCCAAAGCAAAGACCCGUGUGGUACGGGCAAGAGGAGAAGGAAAGAGGAGCCAUGUGGCAUGUUAGUUGUUCGGUAAAUCCUAAACUGCUCCCGGCCGGGGUCCUGACUCAGGGGACUGUGAGGAAAGGACUGGCUGGAGGAGUCAAAGGGAAAAGGAAGAUGUUCUCGUUUUCUUUGCGAUGUCGGAUUGGAGUUAUCAGAGGAAGAGUCAAAGAAUGGAAUCGUGAUAUUCCCAUGAUGCUGUGUGGCUUUGGGAGAGAGGGUCGCAACAAUAGUGAUGAUGUCCCAUAUACAAAGGGAAGUAAAGACGCUGCGGGUGACAGCAGCGGCCUCACCAAGAGGUGCAGUCUCGCGGAUGAGCAGAGAGGUGUGACGACGGUGGAACUGAUUAAAAAAGAGGGCAGCAGUCUCGGCCUCACGAUCUCCGGAGGUUGUGACAAGGACGGCAAGCCAAGAGUGUCAAACCUGAGACCAGGAGGUCUCGCGGCCCGGAGUGACCAGCUCAAUGUCGGCGACUACAUAAAGUCAGUGAACGGGAUAAACCUGUCCAAGCUCAGACACGAUGAGAUCAUCAGCAUGCUGAAGAACAUUGGAGAGCGUGUGGUGCUGGAGGUGGAGUACGAGCUGCCUCCAUUCGCUCCCAGCAAUCUCUGCGGCGUCAUCUCUAAAACUAUCGAAGUGUGCUUGGAAAAAGAAGGCAACAGCUUUGGUUUCGUCUUGAGAGGGGGCUUUCACGAGGACUGGCACAAGGCUCGACCUCUAGCGGUGACCUACGUCAGGCCCGGCGGACCCGCAGACAGAGAGGGAACCUUGCGAGCGGGCGACCGUGUGUUGAGUGUGAACGGUGUUGCUGUGAAUAGGCAGAAACAUGCUGACGCUCUGACCCUGAUCAUGCAGAGCAGCCAGGAGGCUUUCUUCCUCAUCGAGUACGACAUCAUGGUCAUGGACUCGGUCCAGAAGUCCUCCGGGCCACUGCAGGUGGACAUCGCGCGCUCCGCGGGAUCAGUACUUGGACUCAGUCUCACCACCUCCCUCUACAUGAACAAACAGGUCAUUACAAUCCAGAAAAUCAAGCCAGCUAGUGUUGCAGACAGCCUGCUGUCGUUUUCACUCUCGCUGUUUCUUGCUUUUCUCAACAUAAGUGAAUUUCUCUCCUUGUUACCACCACUAUCUGUCUCUCUCUUGCUGUCUUUCCCUCUUUUUCUCAGAUGUGGUGCUUUGCAUGUUGGAGAUAUUCUCCUGGCUAUAGAUGGCAUGAGCACAGAGCACUGCUCUCUGAUGGAGGCUCAACAGCUCCUGUCCAGCUCCUCAGAGCUCACCAAACUAGAGAUCCUGCCGUCUCAGCACAGCACACAUGACACAGUACGAGUCCAGAGGAGUAGUCAGCGCCAGUGGGACUGUAGUGAGAACUACACCAGCGCUCCUCCACCUUUGCAAAAAACACCCUCAGCCUGGAGUCACACCACCCCUACACCCUCACACCGAUCUGCGACGUCUGGCUCCUCUGCAAACACCUCAGGCUUUCAUAGCUACAACUGUGGCACCCAAUCAACGUAUCCCAACACCUACCCCAGUAACACACUGCCAUCCCACCCAUCCAGCCCUCGCUGCACUGUCAGCAAGAGGAGACACCGGAGAAAAGACCACAAGAGCUCCUUGUCUCUGGCAUCGAGUACACUGGGCGCUGGUGGUCAGGUGGUGCAUCUAGAAACCAGUGAGGUGUUUCUGAGAGGAGAUCCUCUUACUGGAUUCGGGCUGCAGUUACAGGGGGGAGUGUUUGCUACAGAACCCCUGUCAGCGCCUGCCUGUGUCCGCUUUAUCGAGCCUGACACACCUGCUGAAAGGUGUGGGGUGUUACAAGUCGGAGACAGACUUCUUUCUAUUAAUGGAAUUCCCACUGAGGACGGAACUCUGGAAGAAGCCAAUCAGCUGCUCCGAGAUGCAGCUCUGGCCAAUAAGGUCACACUGGAGGUGGAGUUUGAUGUCGCAGAAUCGGUCAUUCCCAGCAGUGGCACAUUUCAGGUGAAGUUGCCCAAGAGACGUGGAGUGGAGCUUGGCAUUACGAUCAGUGCAAGCAAGAAGCCAGGAAAGCCUCUGAUCAUUUCUGAGAUCCAGAGAGGCAGUAUUGCACAUAGAAUAGGAACCCUGGAGCCAGGUGAUCGUCUGCUGGCUGUUGAUAAUGUUCGGCUGGAUAACUGUGGGAUGGAAGAGGCCAUGAUGGUCCUCCAGCAGGCCGAGGGGAUGGUCAAACUGCGAAUUCAAAAAGACGAAGACAACCUGGAUGAAUUAGAGUCCUCGGGUUCGGUCAUAUUCACAGUAGAGCUCAAGAGACACGGCGGUCCACUUGGAAUCACCAUUUCAGGCACUGAAGAGCCCUUCAAUCCCAUCCUGAUCUCCAGCCUGACCCGCAACGGCCUUGCGCACAGGACUGGCGCUCUUCAUAUCGGUGACCGUGUCUUGGCCAUCAAUAACAUGAGUCUAAAGGGGAAACCUCUGAGCGAGGCCAUCCACCUGUUGCAGACCGCCGGAGACACGGUUACGCUCAAGAUCAAGAAACGAUCUGAUCCACUUUAUGGGUCGGACAGGGGCAGCCCGUCCAGGACGGGUUCAUGCGUGAGCGACAUGGAAGACGAUCGCUCGGAUUCUCUCAGGCGGGGUAAAUACUCUGAACUUCAGCGUCUGACCACACCGCCCAGUCAAGAUUCAGCCAUGGACUCGUGGGAUAGCUCGGCUCUGGACGCCGGCUAUGGAAGUCAAGGUGUCUAUAUUCAUAGAGCAAAUGAUUUCACCCUUCAUCCCAAUGACUGGAGACAGACCAAUCACAGGAGCCCGCUGAUCUCCAGAAGACACGCCCACCGCACUGCAAUGUAUGAUGGGAGUCUGGGCGAAGAGGACUGGACGUACUCUGGAUCUGUCAGUCCAGCAUGCGGUCACAACCACAACAAUACAGACGCACAGGAGAACUAUUGGUCACAAGCUCUUCAGGAUCUGGAGACCUGCGGCCAAUCGGAAAUCCUGCGGGAACUUGAGGCUACUAUAAUGUCAGGCAGCACACUGAGUUUGAGCGAAGACCGCGAGAAGCAGAAUGAAAGCAGGACCAAAGCGCUAGCACUGAGCCCGGAGAGGACCUCAGGGAACACAGCUGUACCAGAGGACAUGAGCCCAUCCAUGCCUUUAGAGCUUCAUAAGGUACUGUUGACUUUCCCAGCAGCUCCAGGGUCUGAGUUAUGUCUUAUUUUCUACCAGACAGAUCUUUAUUCUCUCCCUCUCUCUCAGAUCUGUUUACGGAAGGAUGUUGACAGCAGGGAUUUUGGGUUCAGUGUGUCCGAUGGUCUGCUGGAAAAGGGUGUUUAUGUGAACAUGAUCCGUCCUGAUGGGCCUGCGGACCAAGCUGGGUUACGGCCUUAUGAUCGUAUUCUACAGGUCAAUCACGCACGGACUCGUGACUUUGACUGUUGUCUAGCUGUGCCGUUGAUCACAGAGGCCGGAGAGCAUCUACAGCUGGUUAUUAGCAGAAAUCCUCUCGCUCAGGCACACAUUUGGCCACCUAAAGACUGUCAGGACCCUUCUGAACCAUCUGUGGUUUCUGCACAAAAUCCAAGAAGAGUUGACCUCUGAUUCCCAAAGAUGAGCAACACAGAGCACAACUUUCUUUCAAUUUUUUUUCCACACAAAAGGUUCUGUCUCUCACCUUCACAGGGGACACAUAAGCACUAUUAUUUUAAUAUUUAUUUAUUUUAUAUUUUUCAAGCUAAGUUCAAUGCUUUUGUCACAAGUUAGGAUCCACUGCUGCUUUUUAUGUUCCACCAAAUAAGUUUAUUUGAACGCUCACAGAGGCACGAGAGUUUUAGUUACACAAAACAUGUCAAGUUCAUCUUCAUACACGCCACUUUUGUUUCCAUUAUAAAUAAAUGACACACUCGUUCGGUUUCUCCCGUCCACGAGAACUCUUUGAUGAUUCAGAUCUGCAGGUUUUUACAAAACACAAAGAGACGCUUCAAGCCAUGUCGUCAGUUUAGACGGAUAAAAAUCUUUCUUAGAUCAAAACCAUGACAGUCUGACAGUUGAUUUUUUUUAACACUGUCGUUCUCUGAUGAAAAGCUCAAUUUGUCUUGACGUGUAUGUUUCAGGUGCAUGUGAUGUUUUUUGUGUACCGUAAGGCGUUUUAUGAGGAUUUUAUGACUUUGCUUCCUGGUACAAUCCAGGAAUAAAUUCUGAUUUGAAGUGUUCUGAAGUCCUUCAAAGGAACUUAUUUUAAGUGUAACUUUUAAAAGGAGAUCCUUGUCUGUAUAUUGUUUACCUUCAAUCCUUGAUUUCCUGGAUGUUAAUUAUGUAGAAUGGCAUUGGAAUAUUCUUGGGUUUGAAAUGAACUUUUCCUUUUUUAAGAAAAUAAAGGAUAAAAACCUCUGUCUCUCUGGUAAGAA
Molecule: messenger RNA, 4911 nt
Organism: Pimephales promelas (fathead minnow)
Lineage: Eukaryota; Metazoa; Chordata; Actinopteri; Cypriniformes; Leuciscidae
Source: RefSeq, a predicted model, not a curated record